This is a messenger RNA of Equus quagga, 4347 nucleotides long. RefSeq names its product protein Shroom2-like. Gene Ontology annotation, biological process: actin filament organization. Lineage: Eukaryota; Metazoa; Chordata; Mammalia; Perissodactyla; Equidae. The record is from RefSeq and is a predicted model, not a curated record. Gene Ontology annotation, cellular component: cortical actin cytoskeleton; adherens junction; apical plasma membrane. Gene Ontology annotation, molecular function: actin filament binding.
GAGGCCAGUCAUAGAACCUGUGGGUGGCAUGUGUCGUGGGCAUGUUGUAUUCCUGGCCGAAUUCUGGGGACUAUACUUUGCUCAUUCCGGAGGCUCAUGGGACAUGCUUCUAUGUUGCAGAUUGAAGAAGGAAGUAAAGCUGCGGAGGUGGACAAGUUACUGGCUGGAGACGAGAUCGUUGGCAUCAAUGACACUGGUCUCUCAGGGUUUAGACAGGAAGCUAUCUGGCUGGUGAAGGGGUCCUGUAAGACCUUGAAGCUGGUAGUUAAAAGGAGGAAUGAGCUGAGCUGGAGGCCUCACUCCUGGCACGCCACCAAGUUCUCCGAGAACCACCCGGAGACGUCAGCAUCUCAGUUCUCCUCUGCCGGCAUCUACCCUUCUUGGCACGGCCGAUACCACUCGAGUUCAGGUACAUGGGAGCAGACGAAUCUGCAGCACACCUCUGACUGUUUGAGCUCCCUGGGCAGUGUCGACAGCCUGGACCACCCUUGACAGCCCUACUCCUCUGGACGCCUCUCGGCCACCAAGUCCAACAGCAGCAUCGACCACCUGGGCGGCCCAAACCAGCACAACUCGGCUUAUGGCUCGUUCUCCACCAGCUCCAGCACGCCUGACCACACCUUGCCCAAGGCCGAUACCUCCUCCACAGAGAACAUCCUCUACAAAGUGGACCUAUGGGAGGCCUCCAAGCCGGGCAGCAGCCGGCAGGGCCAGGCCGCCGGUGACCCUCAGGGCCUAGAGGACAGGCUCCGGUAUUUCCCACCCAGGGUCCUCUGUGACAGCCGCAAAAGCCCCAGGCCAGAUGAUAGUCCUGAGCCCAAGGUGGCCUCCUCUGGGAGGUCCAGUUUUUUGCCAGUCUGGUAUGUUCCUGAUAAGAAAAAAGCACCUUCUUCCCCUCCCUCACCACUUCCCCCUCUUCGCAGUGAUAGCUUCUCAGCCACCAAGAGCCACAAGAAGAUCCAGGGCCCCCUGUUCUCAGAGGUGGCUGACAUGCAGCACUUUCUGGGCCUGACCUGGGCUCAGCCCAGCAGCGACUGGAGGCCAGAACCUGGCAACCAGCAGCGAAGGUCGGCACACCCCACCAACAGGAAAAGAUCUGGGGGGUCAGGCUUGGCCCAGGAUGUGCCAUGUGAUUGGCCGGCCUCUGAUCACGAGGCCCCCAGCCAGCCUCAGGCCUCUCUGUCCAGCACGGAUGUGCGUUGCCCUCAGCCUUCCCAGAGAUGCCAGCACCUGAGCCAGUGCAGUGACGAGAGUCCCUUCCUACCUGAGGGACCUAGUGCUGCCAUGUCGCCCAGGGAGCAGCUCCGUGCGGCCCUCCCUGGGGCUUCCAGGACAACAACCCCACUCAGGUCAGGUGGCCCAGCGCUGCCGACCAGAAAAGGGACAGUGGUGGCCAGAGCCACUACUCCUGUGUGCCCACGAGACAAUGUCUUCAGGGGGCCACUAGGGCCCUGUUUCUGCGGGGGACCAGUUGGCAUCCUGACAUGGUACCACUCCAGGUACCACCCAGUAUCCCGCCACACAGCUGACAGGUGAAGCCAUGGGGCUGCCUGCCUCUCCAUGACGGGGCCUGGAGCACCCCUGAGAGGGAAAGGCAGGACUCAGUCACAUCAAAGAGCUGCCCAUGAGGAGAAAGCAGGACUGAAGAAAAUCACAGACAGCUUCACGUGGGCUGAUGGAGAAAGCAGCAAGAUCUCCCCUCAGCAGACCCCCCAGCUGCACUUCCUGGUGGAGGAGGAGACCUGCCAGCCUGAGGACAGCCAAGAUGGUGGCACAGAGAGGUCACCACCCUCUGAUGCCCAGGUGGCUAAAACCACACAGAGAGGUGACCGGUUUGCCACCAGUCUGAGGAAUGAGAUCCAGACGCAGCAAACCAAGACGCAGAAAAGCACAAGUACAGUGAUUCUGGCUGGCACCAGCAGGGGUGAGGAAGAAGCUAGUGGCUGGAGGGUGGAGCUGGGCACAGCUAUUGGCACCUCAACAGAAAGUUCUUUUCCAGGCACCUAUAAAGACCACCUGAAGAAGGCCCAAGCCCAGGUCCUGAGGGCCACAUUUUUUAAGUGCCACGACUUGGACCCCAGCCUGGCUGACCGCUAUGCCUGUUUACCAGUACACAGCACAGACCCCAACCCUGUCCCCUGCUUCUGGGAGGUGGGCCUGGCCAAGCUGCUGCUGUCUAUAGGCAGCAUGCCACAUGUUCCCUGCAUUGGGGGCUGGAGACAGUUCAUGGUGGAGCAGAAACUGAAAUCGUAUUCAGAACCGGAGAAGAUGUGUGAGGUGGGGAUCUCUGGGGAUCACUGCCUGCCCCAGCACCCUGGCACAUCUCAGGAGACUAUGGGCACCUUUGGGAACAGGUGGAAGUUUUUUGAGGAUACAAGCAGGCCCGUUCAGCAGAACUGUGGGCAGAAGCAAGUGCUCUGUGGGCUCUCAAAAGAGAAGCUGGAGAGGCCGCGGAUGGCAUGCCACGGAUGCGAAAGCAUGGAGCCUUGCUUCCAGAAGAGGGCCCUCAUGACCUCCUUUGGAGAAAAUGCUGACAGUCACAGGACAGUGGGGAAGCUGGGGAAGUCAGAACCGCCUCAGAGACUUGGAACCUUCACAGAGUAUCAGGCCUCUUGGAGGGAUCGGAGGACAGCCUUGGAAGCCAGGAGUUCAGGGAGGUAUCACUCAGUGGAUGACAUUCUGGAUGCAGGUCUGGACCAGCAUGAGAGGUCACAGUACAUUCACAAUAGGUCCCAGUCAUCACUGUCUAUAGACCUUUACAAACAGGAAGCUUCUGUUGAACCACGAUGACAAGCAGAGGACCCUGGUGAGCACAGAGAACUUUCCUUCAUGGUCUGGGCCAAGGAUGGAUGUCUUACCCCAGGUCCAGGAACCCAGUGGAUCCUGCCCCAGGGUCCUGAGCCAUCUCACACCUGGGGAGCUCCAGAGGCACCCCUCAAGGGCUGUGGCCACCUGGGGACCCUUCCUUGCAGUUACAGAUACUCAGAGGACACGGUGCCCACAGCCCCACCACUGCUGCUUGGCCUGGGACCCCAAACGCAGGGCACCCCUGCGGCUCUGCCAGCUCAGGGGCAGGACCUGCCAUUCAUGAGUGUUGUGCAGCUCACCAAAAGACCAGCCCUGCAGAGGCUGCCACUGCCUCAGUGCAAGCCCAGGCCGCUCAGGGUCCUGGCCCCGUCUACCUCUGCGGACGCAUCUGUAGCCACCCUUCUGGGUGUACCUGAGGCCAGUCACAUCAGCCAGCCCCUCUCCCUGUCAUUUCCCAUGGCCCUGGAGGUGUGUGUGGCCCACCUGUCCCUCUUCCACAGCCCCUCUGCCUUGGUGGAAGAUGUGAGCAGUGCCCAGCCUGCAGAUAGCCUGAAAGCUGCCACUGAGCACAAUAAGCAGGAUGUAGGUGAGUAUACAGCCUGUCUGCAGUGGAAAGCCCUGCUCCAAUCCCACUGCUGGCUCCUGCCGCCCACCACCAUGGAGACUUCUCACUCCCCUUUGCCUCAGUUAGCACCCCAGAAGCUGACGGACAAGCCUCCCCUGCUCAUCCAGGACAAGAAUUCCACAAGAAUCCAGCGAGUGGCUGACAACAACACCACGGUGAAGAUGGUGCCCAUCAAGAUUGUGCACUUGGAAAGCCACCCGGAGAAGGAGAGCCGCCAGGGCCUGGAUGGCGCCACCGAGCUGCCUGCACUGUCCAGUGGGCUGGAGAGAGACCAGAUCAAGACGCUGAGCACGUCUGGCCAGGGCUACUCCCGCUUCUGCCUGUACACCUGCCUGGGUGCCGAGGCCCAGCCCCAGCCCCUCCGCGCCAUGGUGCCUGCUGCCAACGACAGCCAGUUCUCCCCUCCUGGGCUCAGCUACGUGAAGGCCAAAGAAAGGACGGCCGAAGGCCUGAACUCGGAGGAGCUGGCCCGGGAGAUUGUGGGGAAGGAUACGUCCCUGGCCGAUAUCCUGGACCGCAGUGUAAAGAUCAAAACCGCCAUGGACGUGAUGGAGGGGAUCUUCCCCAAAGACGAGCACCUCUUGGAAGAAGCUCAGCAGCGGAGGAGGCUGCUCCCCAAAAUCUCCUCUCCUAGAACCGCAGAGGAGAAGGAGGAGGAGCCAAGUGUGCCGGCGGCUGUGUCCCUGGCCACCAGUUCCACCUACUACAGCACGUCGGCCCCCAAGGCAGAGCUACUGAUUAAGAUGAAGGACCUUCGGGAACAGCAGGAGUCUGAAGAGUCCUCAGGGAGUGAGUUGGACCACGACCUGUUGGUAAAGAAGUACCUGCAAAUUCACUGUGUCAUGCAGCAAAGUGUGCAAGGGGGAGACAAGGAAGUAAGCAUUGUGCAGGUGCACUUGCUUGGCCACUUAAUG